Messenger RNA from Zerene cesonia (dogface butterfly), 1152 nucleotides. RefSeq names its product E3 ubiquitin-protein ligase FANCL (gene Fancl). Bases 167 to 1114 code for a protein of 315 amino acids. Gene Ontology annotation, molecular function: ubiquitin protein ligase activity. Gene Ontology annotation, cellular component: Fanconi anaemia nuclear complex; nucleus. The transcript has 4 exons. The record is from RefSeq and is a predicted model, not a curated record. NCBI's taxonomy places the organism in Eukaryota, Metazoa, Arthropoda, Insecta, Lepidoptera, Pieridae. Gene Ontology annotation, biological process: interstrand cross-link repair; protein monoubiquitination.
UUUUUAAUCUGUGCUUCACUAACAAUAUUUCAAUAUCAAAACUGAAAACAAUUCUUUUUAAAAUUGAAAAAGUUACUCAUUUUCUAUAUAUUUUUAUGCGAGAACAUUAACUACAUAUUAUGAGAUAAUUAUGAUUUAAGUAUUGAAAAAAAUAUAUAUAUACAUAAUGUAUAAAGAGUUAUUUAUUCACCGCUUAGUUCAAAGUAAAGAGCCUAAUACUUUGCCAAAACUAUUAGAAGGUCUAUUUGAGGUAUUUGCAGAUUUUCAAGGUAUUACAACAGAAUCAGUAUCCUCAACAUUAAUAGAUUUGACGUUUUUGGAAGAAAUUCGAAAGUUGUCCGGAAACAUUAAUAUCGCAUUUGGGAAAACUCUUAGGGAUAUAAAAUGUACAGUUAAUGACAGUGAUUUCAGAAAACACGAGAUAUAUUUGAGAUAUGACAGUGUUAAAAAGUUGAGAAUAGUUUCAGUGGAUCUUCCUAGCAGUAGUUUAAAUAAGCAAACCUAUAAUACAAUCGAAGAUGUAAUAACAGCAUUUUUAAAGCAAAUAAGUAAUUUGCAAAGCUAUUUCAAUGAAUUAGAAAAUAUAGAUCACCAUUGCGUUGUAAUGGAGCCCAUUAAACCACUAUACAAGGAUGAUUAUAGAAAUAUACGAAUUGAUGAUAAAACUUGGCUACAUCUUGAAGUUACUCCAGAUGGUUCAGCAACAAACGUACAUUUGAUUGGCCAGUCUGAAAUCUGGCAAGACAAGUUACAAAAAGGUUUAUUAACUUGGGAUCAAGAUAAGAAUAUUGUUGAGAACAUUUACACAAUAUUUGAUAUCAAGAACCAAUCAGUAUCACCUACAUUGAUACCAGUUGAUGCAGCUAGGAAACAAAGUUCUGAAGAUACAAUAGGCCCCACAUGUGGAAUAUGCUACUGUGCUCAACUACCAGAUUACCCUGGACUACCACAACCCUUAUGUCAGAAUAUGAACUGUGAUGUGUAUUUUCACAAAAAUUGUUUAUUCCAGUGGCUUGUUGCCUGUGAAGGAGGACGUCCACCGGCAUUCGGCGUGAUAAACGGAAGCUGUCCAACUUGUCUUCAACCAAUAUCUUGUAGUGAUAAAGACUGUUGAACAUGUUUUAUUUUUAUAAUAAAUAUAUAAUCAUUUUU